Messenger RNA from Ectocarpus siliculosus, 802 nucleotides. The record is from the annotation of a GenBank genome assembly. Lineage: Eukaryota; Phaeophyceae; Ectocarpales; Ectocarpaceae.
CAACAGCAACAGCAGCAGCAGCAGCAGCAGCAGCAGCAGCAGCAACCGUGGGGUGAUUUGUUCGGCAACUGCAGCUUCAUGGCCGACGACACGAAUCUUAGCCAACCCCUGCCACGAAGCCCCCGAACCGAGGCCGUUUCCACGGGACAAGACUCCCCACACGGGUGGGCAGGCCUCGGCAGCCAACGCCAGGUCUCGCAAAUGCAGCCCUUGCUCAUGUCUUCGGCUGGGAUGUCGCAGUUGCAAGGCCGGACGCUAGUUGGGGGUGCUGCAAACGUGGGCAGUCUUGGGUGGAGCAGCAUGAGCAACACCACCGGCCUACCAUCGUUGUCGCCAUUGUCGUCAGCACCAUCACAAGCGAGUGGUGGACCGUCGUCUCCGCAGCAACGCCAAAGCCAACACCUUGCGAUAGGCCAGGCCCCCGGUGCUUCUCCUAGACCUCAAUCGACGUCGCUGGGGAGCGAGAGCCAUGAGAGACAAGAACAGGGAAUGGUCUAUGAUAUCUGAACCCCGCUUGGCUUGUCUGCCUUACGUGUGACAUCACUUGUGUGGAUGGUGACAAUCCUUACAAAACCGGCCGCCCCUUCUGUCUUGUGUCGAGCGGGAUCGUCUUGUCGUUUUUUUACUCCGUCUGUCUCUUCUUGCCUUGUGUUUUAUUAUGUCUCCAAACCAAUGGGGAGACACAUUUUGGCAUGCUGUUGUUUGUUUGUUUGACAUCAGCUGCCACCGUGGCAGUUCGACCGAAAAUCGAGCUAGCUCGCGUUGAUUUGUUUCUACUGCUGAAACGGCGUGUCCUUGCCCC